This is a messenger RNA of Cuscuta campestris, 1346 nucleotides long. Lineage: Eukaryota; Viridiplantae; Streptophyta; Magnoliopsida; Solanales; Convolvulaceae. The record is from the annotation of a GenBank genome assembly.
GCUAAGGACUGAGAUUGUCCAGGUGUUGACCAGGUAUAAAUCAUUAUUUGCCUGGAGUGUUGCUGAUAUGCCCGGGAUUGACCGGUCAGUCAUUUGCCAUCGUCUCUCUGUUCUUGAGGGGUCUAGGCCUGUAAGACAGAAGAAGAGAUUUUUGGCAAGUGAUAGGAGGGACUUUGUGAAGAAAGAGGUCAAGGACCUACUUGAGGAGGAGGAACCGGCAAGGACGAUCACAGAGCCUUGGUGGUCCAUGUCAGUAGAUGGAGCCGCUGGACCGAAAGGUUACGGUGGAGGUGUGGUAUUCACAACUCCGGAGGGGUUCAAGGUAUAUCAUGCCUUGAUCUUUAACUUCAAACUCACAAAUAAUGAGGCGGAGUAUGAGGCAUUGAUAGGGGGCCUGAGAUUGGCCAAAACCCUACAAAUCACAUGCCUCAGGAUCAAGUCCGAUUCAAGCCUGGUGGUAGGCCACAUCAAUGGCAACAUGGAGGCCAAAGGAGAGAAGAUGCAGAAGUACAGAGACUUGGCAAGGGCAUUAUUGAAGGAUCUGACUGAGUAUGUGAUGGAGAAAAUCCCUAGGGGGGAAAACACGGAUGCUGACUUGCUAUCAAAAUUGACGCAAGCAGCCCCGGAGCAUGUGUUCAAGUUGGCCAGGAUUGAGACGCUGGAAAAGGCUAGCAUUGAAAGGCUUUCUGUGAGCCUGAUAGAGGAGGAUGGACAGCCCAAUCUAACCCUGGUGGAACCUGAUGAUAUUUGGCUGGAUGACUUGGUCAAGUAUUACAUGACCGGGCAAUUCCCUGAGGAUGAGGAUAGGCUUCUGGCUCUGCUCAUGGAUAGGGCUACACCGGGCACUUGUGGCCCCAUCCAUUCCAGGAGAGUUAGAGAGAGGAGACCGGUUGGAGUGGAGGACUUGGACAUCAUCGUCGUCAUCCUCAAUGAUGGUGGUCAUCCUGUUGAAGUUCAUGUCUGCCAAAAAGAACAAAGUGACCGGUUAGAUUUUACACCUUAUCAAAAUGAAAGUGGAAUCAAAAGGUCGAGGGAAAUUAACCAACCUGGAUGAGGAGAGCCGGCCUCAGCGUGACCAUCCGGGGAAUCAGCCCGGUUAUCCUCAGCGUCAUGGGUCGCAGACGCACCCCCAUCCAGGUUAGCUAGCCGGAAUACCCAGCCACCAUAGGCAUAAGGUUUCCCGGUCACAGGAUCACCCUUGAGAAGUUUCUCGCAGGCGUCCUCAAGAUCUUUAGUGGGCUCCGGUUGAACCCUUUCAGGUUUUAUAACCCGGUCAGCCCACUCAGGGUUUGAGAGAGGAAAUUGGUCAGGGGGGAAUUCAACAAAAACAAAUCUUUUCUUCCAUC